AUGGAGGUUUUUCGGAGAGUCAUAACGGAUGAUGAAUCACAGAGGGCAGCAACCCUUCCAGUGGAGGAGCGAUCAAUACCUGGUACCACUGACCUCACAGACACUCCAACAAUGCUCAUGACUUCUGAGGAGGAUCCAAUGGAGUACAGUGAGGAUAUGGACGCUGAUGGAACCAUUGGUUCGGAGCCUUCUGAGCUUGAUCACACUCCAACGACCCCAUCAGCCCGGACCCUUCCGAAACUGACUUCACACCAGCUGAGCAUGAGUACCUAA
Messenger RNA from Lactuca virosa, 273 nucleotides. NCBI's taxonomy places the organism in Eukaryota, Viridiplantae, Streptophyta, Magnoliopsida, Asterales, Asteraceae. The record is from the annotation of a GenBank genome assembly.